AUGCGAAUACAAUCUAGCAGAGCUUCACUGCUCCUCUCCGCUUUCUUCUCAGGACUUGGACUCGUCUCAGCUGACGCUUUUAAAUGCGAUCAAAUCAAGGCUGCAGACCAUACGUUUGAUCUUAGCGGGUUAAAGGGCGCUCAUGAGGUAUCUUACACAUCUGAAAAUCAGACGGAUAACUAUGUCGUCUCUACGACGUAUGUUAUGAAUAUCUGUGAUGUUCUUCAUAGCGCUGCGAAUCGCGAUGGCGAAAAAUGCGGAACAGAUAAGAAUAUCUGUGGCUUCCCCAAAACACACGCAAAAGACGACCACGGCAACGAAACAUUCGCAUACCCCGUCGCCGACCUAGUAGGCGAAGGCGAGAAAGCACCCCUCGCUACACCCCUAAAAGAAAUCGACGAGAAGAAAGAAGGUCUCCGAUUGAAGAUGUUCGGUGGAGAGUACCGCGCUCAUGUGGAGGGGGAAACGAAGCCCGCCGCAGCGAUUAUUGAUUUUCAAUGUGAUCCGGAUCGAUCGGGGUUGGAAGGGAUCGUUAGCACGGAGGAUAUUCUAGAGAAAGGGGAUGCGAAGGAGAAGGACAAUGCGAAUGCUAAACGGGCGGAGGAUAAGUCGGAGUCUGAGAAGGAUCCCAGUUUAAAGAUUGUGAGCUUUGGACCUGAUAAGGACAAUACUUAUAUUCUGAAAUUGGAUUGGAAGACCCGGUAUGCGUGUUAUGAUUACAAGGGUGGGAAUGCGGGGAAUACGGAUCCCUCGAAGCAUUGGGGUUUCUUUACUUGGAUGAUUAUUAUUCUCUUCCUUGCUAUUGCUGCGUACCUUAUCUUCGGCUCGUGGCUUAACUACAACCGGUUUGGUGCGAGAGGAUGGGAUCUUCUGCCUCACGGAGAUACUCUUCGUGAUGUUCCGUAUAUCUUCCAGGAUUGGUUCCGUCGUGUGGUUAAUACACUACAAGGAGGCGGGUCUAGGGGCGGAUACAGUGCUGUAUGA
Molecule: messenger RNA, 984 nt
Organism: Penicillium angulare
Lineage: Eukaryota; Fungi; Ascomycota; Eurotiomycetes; Eurotiales; Aspergillaceae
Product: autophagy-related protein 27
Exons: 3
Coding region: 1-984 (327 amino acids)
Source: RefSeq, a predicted model, not a curated record